Molecule: messenger RNA, 651 nt
Organism: Mesorhabditis spiculigera
Lineage: Eukaryota; Metazoa; Nematoda; Chromadorea; Rhabditida; Rhabditidae
Source: the annotation of a GenBank genome assembly
AUGCGAAUUCCGUGUUGGUCGCACGAGGAGACGUGGCCCGGACUGUUGAAGCUGAUCAAGUCACAACACGUGCAACAGUUGAUCGUGGACAACAAGAAGGACGCGUGGAAGAAGCCGGCGUGGCUCGAGAUCUACAAGGACGGAACCGCUACCGCCGACUCGAAGAACGGCUACUACGAAUUCGUCAUCAACAAUGCCGGCCCACCGAUUCUACGCCAUCUUCUGCCAAUGGGUGGCCCACGGCUUCGUCUUGUUUGGUCGCCGGACAACAACGAGCGCGACCUGAUCAAGCUGUGGAAUUGGGCAGGAGCCGUGGUCAAGCGCCCGUUGGAGACCGGCAUGAUCAUUCAUGUGCUCUUCCACCCGGUACUCGAUGGAGGCAAGCUACACGGCAAGCUGAUUCCGGGAAUGCAUCUGAAGCGUUUGGCACCGGAAUACGAUCCGGACGAGGGAUGCUCGGGCCUUCAGGAUGUUUACUCCACCCACAAGGCAAACCGGCCGUACCUCGUCCAGCUCAGCCGCUACGAUCUGCUGCUCGAGGGUGCCGAGCCCGAUCACACUCCCGGGCAACUUCAUCCUUACCGCUGGGACCCAAGGGCCUACAACGAAGCUCUUCCCUACAGCUUCAUCCAGCGCGACUCGACACCGGCU